This is a messenger RNA of Pelagomonas calceolata, 1371 nucleotides long. Lineage: Eukaryota; Pelagophyceae; Pelagomonadales; Pelagomonadaceae. The record is from the annotation of a GenBank genome assembly.
AUGAGCAGCGACGAGCCUGCUAGAGAAGCGGCACCCCCGGAUGGGGGCGCGAGCGAGGCCCUGCAGGGCCUGUCGAUAGAUAAAAAAGAUGCAGCGCCCUCGAAGGAUGUGCAGAGGUACCCCGGGCCCGACGGAAAGAUGGCGAGAUACCGGCGCCGCCAGGAAAUCACUUCGAACCACGGGCCGCGGGCGCCAGCUCGCCGUCGCGUGGCGCGCGAUACGAGGAGUACGCUUUCGCUCGCGCCGCCCGCGCCGAGAGGGGCUCCUCGCGUCCGGGCCGAGGGGAGGCCGAGGUUCUCCGCGCUGGCGCACGAGCUGUGCUCUCGCGGCCCCCACGCCAUCGCCGCGGGGCUCGCGCGACCGUGAAAGCACGCCCUCUCACCCCCCACAAAAACGCAGGUCGAGAUCAAGGACGUCUGGGCGUCGACGCUCGACGCCGAGAUGGCCGUCAUCCGCGAGCUCGUCGAGCGGUACCCCUACGUCGCCAUGGACACGGAGUUCCCCGGCGUCGUGGCGAAGCCCGUCGGCGACCUGAGCUCGAACGGCUUCGCGUACCAGACGCUGCAGUGCAACGUGGACCUGCUGAAGAUCAUCCAGCUCGGCAUCAGCUUCUGCGGCGAGAACGGCGAGACGCCCGCCGAGGGCUGCUACUGCUACCAGUUCAACUUUAGAUUUGAUCUCAACGAGGACAUGUACGCCGAGGACUCCAUCGAGCUCCUGAAGCAGUCGGGGAUUGAUUUUGACCGCCACGCGGCCGAGGGCAUCGACGUGCAGCGCUUCGGGGAGCUGAUCAUGAUGUCCGGGCUCGUCUUGGUUGACGAAGUGAAAUGGAUCUCGUUCCACUCGGGCUACGACUUCGGCUACCUGCUGAAGAUCCUGACGUGCUCCGCGCUGCCGUCGACGGAGGAGCAGUUCUUCGAGCUGCUCCACAUCUACUUCCCGCGGAUCUUCGACGUCAAGCUCGUGGUGACGCAGGUCGACGGGCUGCACGGCGGCCUCCAGCGCAUCGCGGAGGAGCUCAAGGUCGAGCGCGUCGGGCCCAUGCACCAGGCGGGGUCCGACAGCAUGCUGACGAACGCCACCUUCUUCCGGGUGGUCGACCUGGCCUUCGCCUCGGCGAUGCCCGAGGACCGCUACGCCCUGGUCGACGACAAGUACCGGGGCGAGAUCUACGGCCUCGGCGCGCACGCGUACAAGGGCAAGGGCGGCGGCGGCGAGGCCUCGAACGGCCACGCGCCGCCCGCGAACGGCCACCUCCCGACGUCGGGCUCGACGCAGUCCCUGGACCGCGAGGGCGGCGGCGACGAGUAGUCCCUGUUGUGGGCUUCUGCGCGCGAGCGCGGGGGUUUAUUAAUCGCUGCACACAUUGAA